AUGAGUACAAUCGGUCAAUGGCCUUACUUCCAACGAAUCGACAGGCCGAUAUUCGCCAAGAAGAACAAAAAGUUCUUCAUCGCUGGUUCACCUGGCUCUUCCGGGGUAACUGACCCCGAGUACGACUCACACCUAACGAAGGACAACGUCGAUUUCCUCAGGAGCAAGGGCAUCGACGGCGUCUACAGUUGGAACAACUACGCUAUCAAGUAUAAUGAGCUGCAGCUCUUCAAACCCGACAUCGACUAUGACCCAGGCGACAUCUCAAUCGAUAAACUCAAAAACGGCCUCAGGUACGAAAUGUUUGAGCCGUUCUACAAGUUCUUCCUUGCACAUAAGAAGACACUCCUCACGUUCGCGAAGGCCGACGAUUGGCGCAAGCCCAUAGCAACUGCUGUAUUACAGCUGGGACUUACGAAAGGGAAGAAUCCGCCCGAGUCGCAAUGGAAAGUAAUGGGCAUAAAGGAGUCGGAUAGAGACCUCCUGAGGAAAUGGAAGAAGAAAGUGAUCGCUGACGCGGCGGGUGAUGACGAUGGCGAUGAAGAGAAGGAGGAGGAUUGA
Messenger RNA from Pleurotus ostreatus (oyster mushroom), 561 nucleotides. RefSeq lists its product as uncharacterized. NCBI's taxonomy places the organism in Eukaryota, Fungi, Basidiomycota, Agaricomycetes, Agaricales, Pleurotaceae. The transcript has a single exon. Bases 1 to 561 code for a protein of 186 amino acids. The record is from RefSeq and is a predicted model, not a curated record.